AUGAAGCAGUACAAACUUUCCAAACAAGACAGCUCAGGUGGCUACAGAUACGAGCCAGAAAAGGGCGAUGCAGAUUCAUUCACUGUGGACAUCAAACAACGCCCGAUCGGCGAGAACCCUUUCAUAUUCCUGUAUCGGGACUCAAGAACGCAACAAGACCAAAAGGACAUAGCACUCGCCGCAGGCCGACUUUCAACAUCGUCUAGCUUUAAGAUCUACCUCGGAGACCCUAAGUGCUACUUCGAGGACUAUGAUAAGUCGCUCCCGUGGGAGAAGAUGAAUAUUGAGCGUCCAGAGUCAACAUGGUCUCUUGGCUUUGCUGAGUCGGAUCUCAGGAGGGACUUUAUCUGGAAGAAGACGAGACGAAUUGCCGUGGACGGCGUAGACAAGCCUUCUCGCCUUUUGGCUCAGAAUUGGAAGCUCACUUGUGCAAAUGACCCUGAUGAUGUACUGGCUAUUUUCACUGGCGACCUCGGUUUGUCGCGAGGGGGCACCCUGCAGAUCGAUGUGGACUGGGGCAUCCAGUUUGAACAUAUGGUACUUAUCACCCUGGUUUGCCAGUUUUCGAAACACAAGCAGCCAGCCAGCCAGAGUAGUGGUUCAUCCCUUGCUACUGCUCCAGGGGGAAUUUAA
Clonostachys byssicola is the source of this 633-nucleotide messenger RNA. Lineage: Eukaryota; Fungi; Ascomycota; Sordariomycetes; Hypocreales; Bionectriaceae. The record is from the annotation of a GenBank genome assembly.